Messenger RNA from Iphiclides podalirius (scarce swallowtail), 1194 nucleotides. The record is from the annotation of a GenBank genome assembly. Lineage: Eukaryota; Metazoa; Arthropoda; Insecta; Lepidoptera; Papilionidae.
AUGGAUCUCGAAGACAAUGCUUUGGGUUUGACGCCCGAGCAAACUGAUAAAAUAUUGCAGUUCCAAGAUUUAACUGGAAUAGAAGAUAUGUCAAUAUGCCGAGAUGUUUUACAAAGGCAUCAAUGGGAUUUGGAGGUGGCUAUACAAGAACAACUGAAUAUAAGGGAAGGAAGGCCCUCGGUAUUUGCUACAGAAGCAAGGGCACCACCUGUAGUGCAUGACCACAUAGCACAGCAAGUAUUUACAGAUGACCAACCAGAAGGACCUGGAGUGGUGACAGACCCCCUAGGUGAUGUGGUGGGUUUCAUUAAUAACUACACAUCUCGUUUUAAUCCACAUCCAGUGUUCUAUCAAGGCACAUAUGCACAGGCUCUUAAUGAUGCCAAAAAUGAAUUGAGAUUCCUGAUUGUGUAUCUACACUCAGAAUCAACAAAUGAAACUCAGCAGUUUUGCAGGACCACACUGGGGGAUCCAGAGAUCAUUCAAUAUAUUAACACACACGCUCUAUUCUGGGGCUGUUCAGUAGACAGUUCAGAAGGAUGGCGUGUGGCUCAGUCUGUUGGUGGUCGGAGAUAUCCGCUACUCUGUGUGGUUUGCAUGCGAGAGCAUCGGAUGACCGUGGUUGCUAGGAGUGAGGGUGCAUGCUCCCCCCAACAGUUAUUGCAGCGACUCCGGAGGGUCGUUAGUGACAAUGAACCGCAUUUGGCUGCAGCCAGGGCCGACAGAGUGGAGCGGGAAGUGACGGCUCGUCUACGUGCAGCACAGGACGAGGCUUACGCAGAAUCGCUGGCGGCCGAUCAGGAGAAGGAGAGGCGCAAGGCAGCCGCCAGGGAAGCCAUUGCUCAGCGGGAGAACGAGGACCUUCAACGCCGCCAGCAGGAGGAGAGGCACAAACAGGAGUUGAUACAAGCUCGUGCUGCGAUGGCAUCGCGGCUGCCAAGCGAGCCUGAGCCAGGUGCGGAAACUGUAGUGCUGCUAAUCCGGCUGCCGGGUGGGGAGCGGCUAACGCGACGUUUCACCCUUGGCCACACGACACAGGAUUUGUAUGACUUCGUGUUCAGCCACCCUCAGUCGCCCGAGGAGUUUGAAAUCACGACCAACUUUCCAAAGCGUGUUGUGGCGCGUGGGAAUUCUAAUUUGCACGAAGCUGGCCUCAAGGACCGCGAUGUGUUGUUCGUCAAUGACACAAACGCU